UUCAAUUCAUACUCACAUAUUCCCCUGAUCAAUACCAUAAAAAAAAAAACAAAGGCAUCCGAGUCUCUGAUCUUCAUGGGUUCAUGCAAUUGGAAACUCUUCUUGUUCUUGAUCCUUUUCUGUUUUUCUUUCCUUUUCUCUUCUGUGAUAUCCACUGAAUUCCUUGUUGGUGGUCACAAUGGCAGCUGGGUUGUUCCCAACUCAAAGAAAGAUGAUCAAAUUUACAAUCACUGGGCUUCCAAAAAUAGGUUUAAAGUUAAUGACACUCUUCAUUUCAAGUACAAGAAGAAAGACUCAGUUAUGGUAGUGAGUGAAGAAGACUACAAGAAAUGCAGAUCAGCUCAUCCAUUCUUCUUCUCCAACAAUGGUGAAACCCUGUUUAUAUUGGAUCGACCAGGUUUGUUCUAUUUCAUGAGUGGGGUUAGCGGACACUGCCAGAAAGGGCAGAAGAUGAUCAUCAAAGUCAAAGCCUUCAAACCAGAAAGCCCACCUCAUAAUCAUGAUGAUGAUGAUGAUGAACCUAGAAAAAAAAAUGGUGCUGUUCAAAUGGCUGCCAUUACAUCGGCCAUGAUCCUGCUUCUUAGCUUCUCUUCAAUUUAUUCCUUGCUUAAUUAAUUUAUAUCAUGCCUAGCUUCUUAAUUAUGUAUUAGUGCUAACUAUGUAUCAA
Molecule: messenger RNA, 667 nt
Organism: Hevea brasiliensis (rubber tree)
Lineage: Eukaryota; Viridiplantae; Streptophyta; Magnoliopsida; Malpighiales; Euphorbiaceae
Product: early nodulin-like protein 6
Exons: 2
Coding region: 76-615 (179 amino acids)
Cellular component (GO): plasma membrane
Molecular function (GO): electron transfer activity
Source: RefSeq, a predicted model, not a curated record